Coccidioides posadasii C735 delta SOWgp is the source of this 1125-nucleotide messenger RNA. RefSeq lists its product as uncharacterized. The record is from RefSeq and is a predicted model, not a curated record. Lineage: Eukaryota; Fungi; Ascomycota; Eurotiomycetes; Onygenales; Onygenaceae.
AUGCAAAACAGCCAGUCGAACCAUGGCAAUAAUAGAGACUGGCCUGAUAAUCCUAUGGAAUUCAUGAUUAACGGCGCUAUUCGUGGAAUCACUGGAGAAAAUGACCAAGACUUUGUGUCCCAAAUUGGUGUCACUGAGAACAUCCAGCCUUUGGGCGGUGAUUCCAAUAAUGAAGACGAUUGCAGCUUUGUUUUUCAGAAUGGCGUCCCUGAGGAUAACCAGUCCAUGGAAAUCAACUCCCAGUGCGGAGAGUAUCCUGACUUUAUCUCCCAGGUUGAUCCCAGCGAAUAUUACCAAACCUUGGGAAGCACCUCCGAUAGCGACGACUCUGCUUCUGAGUCAAGUAUAAAUGGGCAGCCUAAUCAUUCACUUCUAAAUUGCGAGAAUCUAGAAUGCACGGAUGACUCUAACUUCGGUGACAUCGAGUCCAAUGGAGAUACUGCAUACGAUACAGAGUCUCUUUGGAACGAAUCGGACGGCGAAGCCUUGACAGCGUCCAUGGAUGGGCAUGGCAAUGAUUUCACUCCCAGAGACAGAAGCCAUAAUCGCUUAGGUGGAUAUCAAGGCCUUUUGCUUAGUCAAAUCGAUUUGGGAUUUCUCGGCGAGGACGAUUCUGAUUCCCUGACGACUGACCCUCUGGCAAGCUCCGAUGAAGAUGACUAUGGAGAAAUUUCCUAUGACUUCGAAGAGAUCACUCCUAUAAUUCGCAACAAUAGCUUCGUGAGGAGAAUGGAGAACAGAAGACUUCCAUCUAGCUUCGAUCCGGAUAUUGUUUUUGACGACGAUUCAGACUCAAAUGAACCGCAUGAUGGACCUUUCUUAGUUCAAGGUCAAAUCUGGGAAGAUCCGUCAUCUGAUGAACUCAACAGCUUUAUUGUCGCGCAAGGAAGAGCACAUGUUCACGAACAACAGCCUGCUUCUCCACUACUGAUAGAGGAGGGCUCUGAUGAGAACAAAGAAAACAUCCCUCCACAGCGCCAGGUUCAGUCAAGAAUUGGUGAUAACAGGCAUGGCAAUGAACCAAACACAGUGCGUGGGACUCGAGGACGGUUUGACCCCGUACAGAGUGUGCAACACCACUCGUUUGGACCAUUGAGGCCUGUUGCUCCCUGGCCUCUUGAGUAA